Molecule: messenger RNA, 366 nt
Organism: Sphenostylis stenocarpa
Lineage: Eukaryota; Viridiplantae; Streptophyta; Magnoliopsida; Fabales; Fabaceae
Source: the annotation of a GenBank genome assembly
AUGUUUUCUGAUAUUUUUGCUACAUGGAAUGGAGUUCUUGAGGACAUGAGUGAUGUGAAGGAAUUGGUUCCUGAGCUAUUUUACCUCCCGGAGGUCCUCACAAAUGAAAAUUCAAUUGAUUUUGGCACAACACAGUUGGGAGGAAAGCUCGAUACUGUAAAACUUCCUGCUUGGGCUGAGAGUCCAGUUGAUUUUGUGCACAAGCAUAGGAUGGCUCUGGAGAGCGAGUAUGUAUCUGCUAAUUUGCAUGAGUGGAUUGAUCUCAUAUUUGGGUAUAAACAACAGGGCAAAGAGGCUAUUGCAGCAAAUAAUGUUUUCUUUUACAUUACCUAUGAAUGGGAUUCAAGAGGAGCUGCCAUAAACUGA